Molecule: messenger RNA, 3037 nt
Organism: Bubalus bubalis (water buffalo)
Lineage: Eukaryota; Metazoa; Chordata; Mammalia; Artiodactyla; Bovidae
Product: transmembrane ascorbate-dependent reductase CYB561
Exons: 6
Coding region: 534-1292 (252 amino acids)
Cellular component (GO): lysosomal membrane
Molecular function (GO): oxidoreductase activity
Source: RefSeq, a predicted model, not a curated record
AAGGCUUUCUUCACGUUAAAAAUUCCUAGGGUUUUAGAUGCUCUGUUGCAUACAUUUCAUAUUAUAAAUCAGAGUACCAUGGCUAAGAAGAGAACUCCCACUUCUGCCCAUCUCAUGAUGAGACCAGUUGGGAAGGGAAAAAGCUGGCUGUGGCUUGCGUCACAGCGGAGCGGCUCGGGACCCAGGAGUGCUGUUCUCGGCAGCCCUGAGCCCCGCUCUGUCCUCGCUGUCUAAUGGGCGGGCAGACUGGCAGGUCGGCUGGGGCAGAGCCCAUUCUUUCUGUUCUUCCUAAUUCAGAGCUAAUCAGAUUCUGACUGUGCCCCGGGCUCUCAAGAGGAAUCUAAUAAAGGAGGAGGACAGCAUCUCUCUGUUCAGAACAGUUUUCCUGUUGGAGUCAGCACAAGGGAUCAGAUCCCAGAGGACACCCAAGGGGGAGGUGGAUGCAGUCCCUGCCUGCAGGGAGCUCACAGGGCUCUGCUGCAGAGAGGCCCAUGCGGGCUUAGCUCAGGGCAGGACCGGGUAGCCGCCUCAGCAUGGAGGGCCCUGCCAGCCCAGCACGUAUCCCCAGGGCGCUGCCCUACUACGUGGCCUUCUCCCAACUGCUGGGCCUGAUCGUGGUGGCCAUGACUGGUGCCUGGCUUGGUAUGUACCGAGGCGGCAUUGCCUGGGAGAGUGCCCUGCAGUUCAACGUGCACCCCCUCUGCAUGAUCAUAGGCCUGGUCUUCCUGCAGGGAGACGCCCUGCUGGUUUACCGCGUCUUCAGGAAUGAGGCCAAACGCACCACCAAAGUCCUGCACGGGCUGCUGCACGUCUUCGCCUUCGUCAUCGCCUUGGUGGGCCUGGUGGCGGUGUUCGAGCACCACAGGAAGAAGGGCUACGCCGACCUGUACAGCCUGCACAGCUGGUGCGGCAUCCUGGUCUUCGCGCUCUUCUUUGCGCAGUGGCUCGUGGGCUUUAGCUUCUUCCUGUUCCCGGGCGCCUCGUUUUCUCUGCGGAGCCGCUACCGCCCGCAGCACGUCUUCUUCGGCGCCGCCAUCUUCCUGCUCUCGGUGGCCACCGCCCUGCUGGGCCUGAAGGAGGCGCUGCUGUUCGAGCUCGGGACCAAGUACAGCAUGUUCGAGCCCGAGGGCGUCCUGGCCAACGUGCUGGGCCUGCUGCUGGCCACCUUCGCCACGGUCAUACUCUACAUCCUGACCCGCGCCGACUGGAAGCGGCCCCUCCAGGCGGAAGAGCAAGCGCUCUCCAUGGACUUCAAGACGCUGACGGAGGGCGACAGCCCCAGCUCCCAGUGACGGGUGCCCCAUCCUGGCCCCUCCUGUUCCAGGGGCCCAGGCAGGUGUCCGUCCCGCAACCGCCGCUGAGGGUCCGGGCAGGGCUGGGCACAGCGGAGGUAGGGGGGGAAGUCCUCUCUGAGCGCAGAUUUUUGGGGUUCAGGCCCCCUCCGCUUCCUGCUCCUCGCUGCUGCUGCUGUCGUGUUAGUCCUGAGCACGCGUCCCCACUCCCACCCCCACCCCACUCCCCCACCCCCGCCCCUGUUGCCACCCGACUUCCUCCCCAAGAUGGAGCAGCUUUGGGUUAAGGCUCUGGGCCUAAAUGGGUCUGAGAGUUGGGGGCGCUCCCUUCUCGAGGCCGCAGUGAAGCUGAGACUUGCUUUGUGUGACCCCAAACUCCUGGCAGGAGUCUUGCGGCCCGAAGGACCGGCGCUCUGAAGGGGCCCAGCCUUUGGCAGCGGAGCUAGUGACAUUAUAUGUGAAAUAUGCUGGUGUCAGGGCCAGGUUCCCCAGGACAGGGGAGGGACUCCCUGGGACUCUCUGGACCCAGGCUUUGGCACAGCUGCGUUCUGGAGCCUUCCCUUUCUUUAACCCUUUAGCCCCGAGGUGGCUUUGCCUUGGGGGCCGUAGACUUGGGACAAACUUGCCGUGAGCCGCUUCAGAGGGCAGCCCAGAGAAGAGCCUGGAGGUGGGCGCUGGGGGGUGCUGGGCCACCUGCAGGGGCCUCUGUCCCCGCUGGGCCAGGCCUCCGCUCCUGACCCCCAGAGCUCACGGGAGGCUCCUCUGACAAGAGGGCACAGGCCUUUUCCCGUUAAACAAAAAGCUGCCGCUAAAAAGGAUAAGGUGCCCCCUUUCGAUUUCUAUGAGGAGGGUUCGGGAGGACGGGCUCCUCUCCUACCUGCGGCCGGUCUUUGCAGGAAGUUGGGACCAAGACGGAAUCAGAUUAAUCCAACCCCCCCCCCCACCCCUCCCCAACCCUGUGAGUGUGUAACGCUGUUAGCUGAGUCGCCGUUUGCCUUUGGUCUAGAGAUAACGUGAUUAGAGCAUUGAUCUGCGCUUCUUGGACUUGGCAAAUGCUCUCUCCUUGUUUUCCUCAUUUUCUGGGCUUUGAGGAACAUGACGCAGUUUCAGACAAGACAGACUUGACUUAAGACAUUAAUAAAAUUUCCAGUUCUGACUACCGUUUUUCAGCAGCUGCCUCUCCCAGCUAAAUGCUGCCUUCGAGAAAGGGGGCUCAUCUCCUUUAAUACUCGAAUUCCUACAACUCGGCCUUUGCCGUGGGGGGUCCCGCCUCAGGCGAUGCUGCUCCUCAGGGCAGGUGGCGGAGGUGGGCGCCCUCCCCAGCAGGGCUGCCUGCUCCCCACCCCACCCCGUGGCCGCUCUGGGCUCUGCUGCGGCUGCCCACCUCCGCACACCACCGCAUGCCGUUUACACUGUUCUUUGAUCGCCUGGUAUAGUCGAUGUUUACACGUGGGAAAACUCCACCUUAGACAAACUACCAAAGUAGGAUUGUGUAUCUCUCUUGCCAGAAGGGCACAGAGAGAAACAGAACCUUGGAUUUGCAAAGAAAAAAAAAAAGUCUGAACACUGGCCUGUUUGCCAAAGCAUAUGCUGGAUAACUAAUGAGCCAAAAAGGCACCCCCCUCCUCACCUGCCCCAGCCAAGCUGAUCCGUGGUGGCUUGUUUUAUUUUGCCUGUGGCCAAUCUUCGAAGAAGUCCAGUGUAGUGCUGGUACAACAGAUGAUUCAAUAAACGUCUACAGCAGA